AUGUCGCAGGAUGGCUUACCAAGAACAUGCCGGAGAAGCUUUAAAUUCACAUCCACCAUGCUCCAUGCAGCGUCAAAUAUUUUUUUGGAUCAGAAAAUUUGUGAAGAGCAAUGGAAUGGUUAUCUACAGAGGAACGUUAAGACACGGGGCAGACCAUUGGAGAAAAUGUUGAAACUUGGUUCAAUUCUUCAUUGGCUUCGACAUGGAGCCAAAUGCAUCACCAACUGUGCUCAAAUCAAUAAGAUCUUGACUGAUGCUGCUUUGUUGAAACUACAAAAAUCAGAGAUAGAAGAGUUACGUAUGAAGCUUGAGUAUGAGUCAGAAUGUGAAAAGCUAAAAUCACAAUUGGAAGAAGUGAGAGCAAAACAGAAGGACCAGGAGAAAUACAUCAAGGAGCAACAGUUGAAAAUUGUGAGCUUAAACAAUCGUAUCCUUAAUUCAGAUUUUAAGGCGAACCAGUCAGAG
Messenger RNA from Eruca vesicaria subsp. sativa (arugula), 465 nucleotides. NCBI's taxonomy places the organism in Eukaryota, Viridiplantae, Streptophyta, Magnoliopsida, Brassicales, Brassicaceae. The record is from the annotation of a GenBank genome assembly.